This is a messenger RNA of Cicer arietinum (chickpea), 1979 nucleotides long. RefSeq names its product AAA-ATPase At3g50940. The record is from RefSeq and is a predicted model, not a curated record. NCBI's taxonomy places the organism in Eukaryota, Viridiplantae, Streptophyta, Magnoliopsida, Fabales, Fabaceae. Gene Ontology annotation, molecular function: ATP hydrolysis activity; ATP binding.
UUAGACUCAAAUAUAAAAGUAAAAUGUCUUAUCCGUUGAACAGUAAAUCGUAAAUCGUGUUAUUACAACCGAUCAAUUCAUUUUGUUAAAAAGAAAGAUCCUAUGUUAUCAAUUUAAGGUUCUAGGAGGUGAAAAAUUAUUUUAAAAAAAAACUAUAAAAAUCUAUGAAUUCUACCCUACAAAUAUGCGUUAAAGAGCUAUCAAUUCAGCAUUUGAGUCACCAUGAAAACACCCAUUGUUAACCGUUUCUCUUCCUCUUUUACAAACAUUGGUUCAGCAUCAUCAUGGUUCGAGAUUUAUGCAGCCUUCUCAACAUUCAUGAUGCUUUUAAGAACCGCAAUCAACGAUCUCAUACCCUUAGGACUUAGAACUUUCAUAAUCUCAAAGCUUAAAUAUUUCUUCUCAGAUUAUCAUCCCAACAACAACACGGUCUCACUUCAAAUCCAUCAGUUUUGGGAUGGAAAUGCAAACCAUCUCUUCAAUGCAGCCAAAGAGUAUCUCCCAACAAAAAUCUCCCACACUUAUAAAUCCCUCAAAGUUGGAAAAUUAUCCAAAAACAAAAACAUUCUUUUUGCUUUUGAUGGAAAGCAAGUUGUGGUUGAUGAAUUUGAAGGCAUAAAACUUAAAUGGAAGAUUAUUGAAGACUCAGAAGUUGAUGAUUUUGACAAUCCCAAAGAGAAAGCAUUUAAUAGGCGUAGGUUAAAAAGAUAUUAUGAGGAGGAUGGACUUAUGCUAAGUUUUGAUGAGAAGCAUAGAGACAAAGUUAUGAAUGAAUAUAUUCCCUAUGUUUUAAGCGUUUAUGAGAAUAUAAAAGCAGGACAAAGGACACUUAAGAUUCAUUCUAUGCAAACUGGACCUUGGCAAUCAAGUGAUUUAACACAUCCAGCUUCUUUUGAAUCACUUGCUUUAGAUCCUGAUUUAAAAAAGGUUAUAAUUGAUGAUUUGGAUAGGUUUUUGAGGAGAAAAGAGCUUUAUAAGAAAGUUGGUAAGCCUUGGAAACGUGGUUAUUUAUUGUAUGGACCUCCAGGGACAGGAAAAUCUAGUCUUAUUGCUGCUAUGGCUAAAUACUUGAAAUUUGAUGUCUAUGAUUUGGAGUUAAGUGCUAUUUAUUCUAAUUCCGAACUUAUGAGAGCUAUGAGGGAGACAUCUAACAGUUCUAUUAUUGUCAUUGAAGAUAUUGAUUGCAACACUGAGGUACUACAUCGAUCAAAACAAGAUAAGUUUUUGGAUAAGGAUCAGUUGGACCCUGUCUUAGACCUUAAGGGGACUAAGAAGGUGCCUAAAAGGUUUACUAUGUCGGGUCUUCUCAACUAUAUGGAUGGUUUAUGGUCAAGUUAUGGAGAUGAACGAAUUGUGAUAUUUACUACAAACCAUAGGGACAAAAUAGAUCCAGCAUUGUUGCGCCCUGGUCGCAUGGACAUGCAUAUUCACUUGUCUUUUCUUAAAGCCAAGGCAUUUAGAACCUUAGCUUAUAAUUAUUUGGACAUUGAAGGUAAUCAUCAUCACCCACUCUUUGAUCAAAUUGAAGAGUUAUUGGAGAAAGUAGAGGUCACCCCUGCUGUUGUGGCAGAGUAUUUGUUGAGAAGCGAGGAUCCUGAUGUUGCUCUUCAAGGACUUAUUCAAUUUCUUCAAGAAACUGAUGUUUCAAAAGAAAUUAUGACUGUAGCUACAUAGAAAACUGGCCUCUGGUAUUCUAGUAUUUAUUUAUCAUAGGCACUAGUAUAUAUGCCUGUCUUUAUUUUAAUAUUUUUGUAAGGGAUUUCUUAUAUUUUAUAUGUCUUUUUAUUAUUAAAAAGACCAUGAUAUAGACUAAUUAGGUUAAGUCUACUGGAAGGGGUUAGUUUCUAUAAUAUAACGAAUCUACUAUUGAAUAUAAAUUAUGAGAAAUAUUUAUAUUUAAUGUGUCUUGAAUAAAAUUAUUUUUUGUGGAACAAAUGUAUGGAAAAAAAAUCAUGCUAUAGAAUUUUGAUUUGGUUGAA